GAAAAACCAGAUAAUGACAUCUAAUGUCUGGCUUCAGCUGGCCUGGAAUGACUACCAGCUUACAUGGGAUGAAGCCGAGUAUGGAGGAAUAAGUGUACUCAGAUUGCCCCCGGACAAAGUAUGGAAACCAGAUAUAGUUCUCUUCAACAAUGCUGACGGCAACUACGAGGUCCGGUACAAGUCCAAUGUGCUAAUCUACUCAACUGGAAUAGUAAUGUGGGUGCCGCCAGCAAUUUACCAGAGCUCCUGUACUAUUGACGUCACCUACUUUCCCUUUGAUCAACAGAAAUGUGUCAUGAAAUUCGGGUCGUGGACUUACAACGGUGAUCAAGUGUCCUUAAAGUUAUACGAUGACAAUAAAUGGGUUGACCUAUCCGAUUACUGGAAGAGUGGGACAUGGGACAUCGUGGAGGUUCCAGCUUUUCUCAAUGUAUACAAUAAUUCUAAGGAGGGAAAGCCGACAGAGACCGACAUUUCCUUCUACAUCACAAUUAGACGAAAAACACUAUUCUAUACAGUCAACCUCAUUUUACCAACUGUUUUAAUUUCAUUCCUUUGUAUCCUUGUAUUCUACCUUCCGGCCGAAGCAGGAGAAAAAGUUACCUUAGGGAUCUCCAUUCUGUUGUCACUUGUGGUGUUCUUGUUAUUGGUGUCGAAAAUCCUGCCUCCAACUUCUCUUGUUCUUCCGCUUGUUGCAAAGUACUUACUCUUCACGUUUCUCAUGAAUACGGGAUCAAUUCUAGUUACAGUAAUAAUCAUUAAUUGGAACUUUCGCGGCCCAAGGACCCAUAGAAUGCCCAACUGGAUUCGUAUUUCAUUCCUGAAAUACUUGCCAAUUCUCCUGUUCAUGAAAAGACCCAAGAAGACGAGACUAGCAUGGAUGAUGGAGAUGCCAGGAUAUGGUAUUCACCAACACUACCAUGGGUCACCCGAGGUUAUACCUUAUAAUCUGAAGAACAAAACAGAGUUUAUGGAACUCUCCGACGUUCAUCAUCCCAACUGCACGGUUACACAAAAGUCUUCUCUAGAGUUAGAAAUGCAAAGGAAGAAGAGUGAAGCAACAGAUGUUCUCUUUCUAACUCCAGAUGCUUAUCGAGCCACAGAAGCUGUUGAAUUUAUCGCAGAACAUCUACGAAGCGAAGACGAAUAUAUUCAGAUUCGAGAAGAUUGGAAAUACGUAGCUAUGGUGAUUGACCGGCUUCAAUUAUACAUAUUUUUUGCCGUAACCACGGCAGGGACAAUAGGGAUCCUCUUAGAUGCGCCCCAUAUCUUCCAGUAUGUAGAUCAAGACAAAAUUAUUGAAAUCCAUAAAGGGAAGCCGACGUGAGCUUAGUGGCUACCGAAGACAAAGGACUUGUAUUCAGCUUGUUCCACUGUAAAUUAGAGAAAUCUCUUGUGGUAAAAUUUAAGACGAAGGAACAAACAACUAAAACAUCUUUGUCUAAUAAUUUAACGGGCAGUAAAAACGACGGGUACCAUUAUCUUAAAUCCUUCGUUCGUGUUUUUUGUUAUACCACAAACUCAUUUUCUUUUUUCAUCAAAGUAGAAGAAGUCAGAUAUUGUUUUAACCCGAAUAUGAUUUACGUUUUCUUUUAUCCCUUAUCAGGAAGUGAGAAUCUAUGCUUCUUUCUGCAUCUGAAUAGGAAGAUGUAAGAUUAACACGGAGUAAGUUAGCACUUGAGCGAUUUUUUCAUUCUCUCUUUCAGCGUAAGUUUUAAUGCAAUUAGCACAGGCCAUGAUUUGUUAACACUAAGCCUGUCAGGGUAAGAAUAUCGAAAGUCUUAGUGUUUUGAGCUGGAAAGUUUAUCUACUACGCACGAAAGAUUUAUUUUCACAACUUGUCUUCGGGUUCUUCCAAGCUAGCCCCAACAACUCUUUGUUGUACAUACAAUAAUUUCCACUAGCCAGCACUAAAUAUACCCAAUAGUUUAUUAGCGAUUUUCUUAUAGAAACGUGUUUGUCAUUCAUUCAAGUCAUAAAUGCUCAAACAACAAACAAUUUUAUCAAAUGUGAAAAAGAAGCAGUGUUUUUCUUCUGUAAUUCAUAUCUACAACGAUGGGAAAAUACACAUUUUGGCAGGGUUACUGAAACAUGUAUUCACUUUUCCACAGUUUUUAAUAAUUUAAGGAAUAUCAAUCUGGUAAAGAUACGGUGCUCUCAUAUAAGGUGAGUAACUCUUAUUCACCAAAUACUGUCAGAAUUUUCUGGUACAAUUUGCACUGAAAGCAAAAGGCAAUUUGUUUGAUUGUUUUUGUUUUUUAAAUCACGACACAUCAAGAUACUGGAUAAAUGUUUAUAGUCACGAUAAUGUAAAGUAUGGUUUGAGAAAUUUUACUUUCAAAGUCUUAACAUCUUGAGUCGUAAAUUAAGCAAAUAUCCGAGUAUUAUAUAGUGUCAAGAAAAAUGCUGCAUUCAGUCACAAUAUCAAAGGUCUAAGAAACAUAGAUAUUUUCUUGUGACAAAAUAUAAUGUGUAAGCCUCAAUAUCGUUUAUUUUAUUUUAAAAAAAACAUUCCGGUGAAUAGUGAUUUUCUAAAUUUAUCAGCAAGAACGGCAAAUUUGUCUUUAAUUACUAAGUUCACAAUUAAGUUUUAUAUGUGUAUAUUAUAAUAAACCUGCAUUAACUUCAUAAUCAUGAAAACGUAUACAUAAAGACAAAACAAAUGUUAAAGCAUAAGCUAUAUGAUUUUAGAGAUAUUAUAAUUUAGAUUAUAAGUAAGUCAACCAGUAAAAAUAUCCAGACAGUCUUAAUAAUGUGCUCAGUGAUGACUUCUCAUCAUCAAUGGAUUGCACUUUCACGAAUGUCGCUAAAUUUUUGCAAAACUCACUCUUAAUUUUCUAUAAAACUUUAUCCACCUACCAAAGAACCGUAACCUUUAAAUAUAAUAGCAAAAAUACAAGAUUCAUUAGUUUUGAUAUAAUCAAUGAUUUGUGGAAUAGUUAUAAAUCAACUGAAGUAUUAGAUAUAGGUCAGACGUGGAUUGAAAUUAAUAAUACUAUCAUUAUAUUGUAUUACUCGGACUUGUAUUAUUCAUCAUAGAACAAGAGAAACAAGAGCAGACACCAAAAGUAGCCUUCCAUUAUAAUUGAAACUCGUUAUUUUUCUCUACAAAAUAUGUUCAAGUAGUUGCAUGACUUAAGCAUGAUUUCUUUGACAGGUAACAAAACUGUGUGCAAUGUUAUAUUAAUGUAUUGACGUUUGGUGCCCUGUGAAGCGUACUGAUGUAAAUAUACGUAUUUGCAACUGUAUCUUUGUACAGCGAAAAAAACAAACGUGUUUUUUAGGACUGAUUGGAGCAAUAAACUCCAUAAAAAUGAUUCCCGACUUAAAGUUUUACCGCACAUAGCUGUGGUUUUAAAAAGUCCUACAUUCCCUAAACCAGAAUGACUCUUUCUAGAUAUAUAUACCUAUGAUUUCGGUAUCGUUUUGUAACCUAGAUGUUAUUGAAAAUAUUAUACUUUUGCCCAUAUUCCUAACUAAUCUUGAGAAACACAUGACAUUUUUAUUUAAAUCUAUUGAUAUAACACCUUCGUUUUCUUACCUAAUUAAAAAGAAAUUUUUGAAGUUUUA
Messenger RNA from Limulus polyphemus (Atlantic horseshoe crab), 3570 nucleotides. RefSeq names its product acetylcholine receptor subunit beta-like 1. The record is from RefSeq and is a predicted model, not a curated record. Gene Ontology annotation, biological process: chemical synaptic transmission; regulation of membrane potential; monoatomic ion transmembrane transport. Gene Ontology annotation, cellular component: synapse; neuron projection; postsynaptic membrane. Gene Ontology annotation, molecular function: transmembrane signaling receptor activity; acetylcholine-gated monoatomic cation-selective channel activity. Bases 14 to 1327 code for a protein of 437 amino acids. Lineage: Eukaryota; Metazoa; Arthropoda; Merostomata; Xiphosura; Limulidae. The transcript has 4 exons.